This is a messenger RNA of Musa acuminata AAA Group (dessert banana), 1856 nucleotides long. RefSeq lists its product as uncharacterized. The transcript has 2 exons. The record is from RefSeq and is a predicted model, not a curated record. Bases 616 to 1602 code for a protein of 328 amino acids. NCBI's taxonomy places the organism in Eukaryota, Viridiplantae, Streptophyta, Magnoliopsida, Zingiberales, Musaceae.
UAGGAGAAGGGUUCGUGCUCAUCAACAAAUCCAUGCUGAUUAGGGUGGAUAUUUUGAUGGCAGCAGCCGAAACGCCAUGUCUUGUGCACUGCUCCAUCCUUCCAUGGCUGCCUCCUCCUCCACCAAUCGACAAAAGCUGUGGGGUUCUCUGGAUGCUGUGCAUCCAGGAAAAUAAAAAGGGAAGCCCUGAGGUGAAUCUGAGCAGACAUGAGAGGCAUUAAUGGCGUCCAGGCACUACAGUCUGGCGUGCCAAAGGCAUGUUAAAGAACCAUGUUUCAUUGUGUUCUUUUGCUGCUUAAGCAUACUUGCAUGACCAGAGUCUGGCCCCUUAUACUUUCUCCCUCUCCGCCCCCUCCCCCCACACACUCUCUGGAAAGGAUUGGAAUGAUUGGCCUUUCGAUGUGGUAAACCGAUCCACUUUACAGCAAGAAGAUGAGUGCAAUGAGUCCUCACAUCAUGAGAGAGUAUAGCCUGGGAUUUGAAUCAAGAAAAUUCCUAGCUGACUAUGGAUUCUCGUCACUAGAAAAGCAUAUUUAGUUCUGGUAUCUUCCCUUGACUCUCUUCGCUUAUACCACUUCCAGACGCAAGCCUCAUCUUCUUCCCUUUCACUUGGUGAUGGCCUAUCUUUCUAGAGCAUCACCUGGCCGUGGAAGGCGGCUUUCCGAGCUGCUGGAGGAGCAGCAGGAGCCUUUCCUGAUGGAUGUUUACCUUGUGGAGAAGGGGUACUCGGAGAGGCUCUUUACAUCCCAGGCCACAAGCCUGUGUUGGCCUAUUACUGCAUGCAAGAGGCUGAAGAGCCUCCAAGGCCAUGGCUUCAGGAGGAGAAGAUCAUGCCGGCCGUCCAAAUGCAUGCUCACCAAGCUUCUCAAUGGAAAAGCUAUCCGGAAAGCCUUGAGCUGGAACAAGAAGAAGAAGAUUAAGAAGGCCUUCCGUUUGUCUGAUACAGGGAGCAAGGAGAAGGCCAUGUCCGGAGGGAGAGCCGUAGGAGAUCUGGACGGAGCACUUCGACGGAGAUGCAUGCAGGUGGAUGACUCAAAGCAGCUGAGCUCGGUGUCGGUUCUGGAGCUGCACUCCCAAGGAGGUUCCCAAGUCCACACUAGCGAUAAAGAAGAGGAUGCAUCGACAUCGAAUCUCGAUUCUCCAAGGAAAGACUUGGACAUCUUCAGAGAGCUGCUUGAGCUAGCUUACACUUCUGCCUGGGACCAACUCACCAAAUCAAAGAAGCAGCUCGAUCAGCACUGCGAGCAGGAUGAUGAAAGGGUUGUGGAUUCUCAUGAAUGCUUCGCCCGUGAGACUGCUGAAAGCGAAGUCCACGAGACGGACAAUUCAUGGCAGACGCAGAAAGAAGUUGUUAGCAGCUUAACCCAGUUGACAUGCUCAGACAUUUCCAACGCCAGGAGGGAAUGGUAUGAGUUCCAGCCUCAGGUGAGAGAGAUCGGAACUCAGGUAGAACAAGCCAUCUUUGAAGACAACAUAGAAGAUGUGAUCUUAGAGAUGAUGUGCCUUCACUACCGAACAUUGGAAGAAGUAAAUUACAAGUAUAGUAGUUUCAAAAAGGCUUUACUCUCUGCUUUUGACAUGAGUGCCUCCCAACAAAGCUGACAUUAGCAGCAGAUAAAAAUAGGACCACAGCAUCCUCUUGAAGCUUUAAAUAAUUGGGUAGCAACUCAGAUGCCCAUUAGUAUCUCUCUCUGCCCACCAUUGAAGUCUCAACCACCAUAGGCAGAUUGGCUUGUUGUUUCAAAUGCCAUUUGGAUAGGUACACACCCACUAAUAUGCUGAAAAAGAUCAAAAAGCCAUGGGCAAAUGUAUGCUUGAGUUUAUGUUAGUGAUUGGGUAAAAUGCAUCAUGUCACA